AUGGCCAAGCGUCCAGCCGCUGCCACAUGUGGAAGCAAGCGACAGCGAACCAGGCUGGACGACAAGCCAGCAGCCUCGAGCAUCUCCAGUGACAAGCUUCUUCUUAGCUUCGAAUGCCGCCGCGGUGCAGCCGUGGACCCAUCGCUUGAACCGGAGGAGUUGGUGGCGAGGUUGCUUGCGCCCUUGUCGCGAGAAGAGUUCCUGAAGCACUGCUGGGCCGAGAAGGCCGUGGCUGUGCAUGGUCACCCGCGCCGUUUGGCACCCAUUGCGGCUCGCUUGUCGGACUUGGACCUGGAGGCCAUGUUGCAAGAGAGCCCGAGUGAUGUGGUACAUGCCUGGCUCAGGGAUGGUCAGACCGCAAGCAGCUCUUCGAGCUCCGCGCGCGGCGUCCGCAGCGUCGGCGUGGAUGCUGCGGCCGCCCUGGGCCUCCGCGCGGCCCGAGCGGCGCUCUACUUCCGCGCCAACGAAGAUUUGGAGAACCUGCUGGUCUCUCGAAUUUGCAGCGGCCUCGGCGCGGGCGCGGCCGGAAUGUAUCCAGGUGAUGGCCGGCCCCGCGGUGAGAUCGAAACCUUUGUCGCUUCGGAGGGCCACGUGACUGGGUGGCACACUGACUUCCAGCACAACUUCACCUUCCAGCUGAGGGGAGCCAAGCGCUGGCGCUUCAAAGCGGGGCCUGUGAAGAACAACGUCCGUGCCUUGACGCCGCACUUCCAGACGCGUUCCAACUUCGAGCAGCAGAUGAAGCUCCACCUGCUGAGCGAUCCGACCCAAGCGGAUUACCGGCCGCCGGACGAAUUCUUUGCAGAUGCAGAAGAAGUGGAGCUGCAUGAAGGGGCGGUGCUGUAUCAUCCCGCUGGGAUUUGGCAUCACGUCGAAUGCUUGGGCGAAGAGAGCAUCUCCAUUAAUGUGUCCCUCUCCUUCGCCACCUGGGCUGAUUUGGUUGGCGACGCCAUGCAUCAGCUUUUCUGGGCUUCGGCCACUUUGCGACAGCCUCUGGUCGGCUUGGACCGCAUGGAUCCAGCACGUCGGCGCCAAGAGGUGAACCAGCGGCUGAAGGAAGCAAAGCGGUACCUCAGCGCGUUGACGGCUGAAGACUUGCUACCCCCAGCUAUGGUUGAACUGCCCAGGCUGCCCUCGCGCAUCCACCUCGGCAAGUCGGAGCUCGGUGCUGACCUCCACGUUGCGCAGACGAAUUCCUUCCGCUUCGGUGCGCUCAGCAGCCUCGUGGAGCUUGUGGAACCCGACUCCGACUCUGAGGAGGCCCCGUCCAAGACUGCGAAGCGCUACGCCUUGCACGUCAACUUCGGCAACGAGGACAUCGGCUCCUGGCUCCGCGUGGUGCUGGUGGCCCCGAAAGCGCUCCACCAGGCCAUGGCCUGGCUGGGGCGGCGGCAGCUCGCCGCGCGCCCGGGAGCUCAGAAAAUCGGAGAAUCGGAGGUCAAAAGGGUUUAG
This is a messenger RNA of Symbiodinium natans, 1452 nucleotides long. The record is from the annotation of a GenBank genome assembly. NCBI's taxonomy places the organism in Eukaryota, Dinophyceae, Suessiales, Symbiodiniaceae.